AGCUUGUGAGCGGCACAUGCGCAUGUCAUAAAUCCACAAUUUUUCUGCGGCCAUUUAUUUGUGUAUGUGUAUUAUAAUUUCGUUUCGGGUGUUAAAUAGGUCACGCCUUGCUGAUUUAAAUGUAUUGUAGCGUUAAAAACUGUGAAAAACCAUUGCUUUAAUAAGCCGUCAAUAUAUUGCGAACUGCCAGAUGACCGAUCGCCAGCUGUGCUGCUUCUUGCCGUUACCAGGUUGCCAUCGACACCGGUACCAUCCAGAAGAAGGUUACAAGAUAAAACUAACACCAGGAGACCAUCUUGCGAGAGAAUUGAACACAAACCUGACCAAAGCGAUCGGAUGGGUCAGACUCGAGAUGUCCAAAGUGAGGACCUCCUGCAGGAUGGAGUGCGAUCAUCAGCAGAUGCAGAGCAGAAAUGUGCAACAUCUGAAAAGAUUCAACAUAGAGAAACCAAAUGUUCCUAUAACAAUAACUUAUUAAAUGGAGGAAUUAAACAGGAACAAGUAGAAGAACUACAUAUUGUACAAGAAAAAGAAAUUAGUCACAAGAAAGACUUGCAUAUAAAAAAUAUACAUAAUUUUCUUUUCGAGCCUGAAUGCAAUUCGCUCGCAAAGGAACCUGCAUCUGGAAAACCUACUUUCUCAAGGUGUGUUGGUGAGAAAAAGAGUUACCAGUCUCUCCAAAGAAGCGAUUCGCAGAUGAGCAGAUCUGUAGGGAGGGUUGUGCGAAAGAAUUCGAAUAAAUUGCUGAGAAGAAAUUCGUCAAGGCGAUCUGAGGUUAAGAUGUUGCAGGUAAAACCUUCAACUGGCGGUGACAUCACGUCGGCAAAAUGCCCCGCUACCGAUGCUUCUGACUUAUCGAGUUCUGCGUCUGCCUUCGACAUGGACGCUAUGGAGAGAUCCGUGGACUCCAUUGGGACCUGUUCCCUGGAUGCGAAUGCGUCAGCUGAUCUCAGUAACGCAGAUUGGUCGGAUACAACGUCAGUGGUGACGUUACGUAGCGUCAGCCUAGCCUCUCCGUCGGCUUCUGACUACCACAAUAACCACCAUCUGCCCUCGUAUCUGAGCUUAGCCUGUACCGUUAGCGGAUAUUCCCCCACUACCAACUACGAUCCAGUACGAUUAGCCAGGUCCAGAGAUGCUUCACCACUCAGAAUCGACUGCGGUGGUGUCGGCGAUUUGACAUCCGCACACCAGCGUCCUACGGGCCCCACUUAUUCCGUGCACAACAAUCUGCUGUCGCCGCCUAACCUGGUCCCACUACCCCCGACUGCCAAUACUGCGACCACCACAAGCUGUCUUAAGGGCGACAAAAUGGAAAACGCCACUACCGCGCUUGCUGCGCACCACCACGGCGAGUUCUACGCUUCGAAGACGGUCUCAUUUGUUAGCGGCAAGGAGACAAGGUUCAGUUCGGCUUUCUCUCAUGACAGUGUGGACAGUUGCAUCGAAAAUGGACAUCAUGCGAUACAAAGGAAAAUGGUGAGCUUUGAAAGCAAAAACAUCACCUCCUGCAAUGGGCAAGCUAGAUGUACAUCGGAAACGGCACUCAAACAGGAAUAUACCAAUGGAAACGAGACAAAAUCAUUCAUACAGCAAAGAGUUGAAAGACUGUACGGCCCGGGAGCCCUGGCACAGGGAUUUUUCGUGUCGAAACGCCAAAAAAGUAGAUUAUCCGAGUCAGAGGAAAGCAACCAUAACAACAAUGAAUCGGAUAGGCACUCAAAGUCGCUCACUGACAAAUCAUUCAAUGAAGAGGGCGAAGAACCUGUGAUUAAACAGAGUACUAGUACGCCGACGUUACCGGUUCUGCGACACUUGAGGCCAGAAUUCAGAGCACAAUUACCUAUUAUCAGUCCCAAGAAAACAGAAGGUCAUCUUCAAAAAAGCGUAACAAUACCUAAGUUGAAGGAUGAAGUCAAUAUGAAUGGUCAUGAUAAAUCAAAGAAACCUGAUGACAUUAUAAGCUGUCCUGAACCUACGAAUGGUCAUGUAGAAAGUUACGCCAACGAAGUUGUAAAAGACGGUCACUAUUUCCUAAAAAUUCUAAAUGAUCAGACAAGCAGACUGCUAGUACUGGCUGACAAGAUCGAAAAAGACAUACUGGGUUGUGAGUUACCAGAAGAGAUUGUGGGCAAAGUGAGAAGUGCUACGGGCAAAGCCAGGCUGCUCGUUUCGCAAAAAAUGCAACAAUUUCGAGGGCUGUGUACUAAUAAUAUUAACCAGAGCGUUGGCGAAGCAUUUCCUACUACAAACGAAGAUUUACAAGGGUUUUGGGACAUGGUGAUGCUCCAAGUUGAUCAGGUAGACGCGUUAUUCGCUGAGAUUUACGCUUUACGUGCCAAUAAUUGGAAGGAGCCCGAAAAAGAUAAAGCGUUAAAAAACGGUGCUGUUAAAACCAAGAAAGCUGUGGCUGUACGUCCAAAAACAACAGCUGGCAAUGAUGAAACAAGAAAACAACGUGAGGCGCAGAGAAAAAAGAUGAUCGAGGACCGCAGGAAGGCGAUGAAGGCACAGAAGAAUGCCACGAACGGAAGUAUUGAAAUUUUCGUACCCGAAAGCAGCUGAGAUUUGUACUGCACCCGUUUAGGCGUAUUUCUAAUAAAUUUUAUGGUGAUGUGAGAUGUGUAUACAUGACAUGAUAUGAUGACACUAACAAAGAUAAUACUCUACUAUGCUAAUUAGCAGGUCUGAUGGAAUAUUUUUGCUAUUAUUUUUCUUGACGGGCUUAAAAGUCUUAAGCUAGCUACUACUUUUUAAGGUGUUAUGUCUGCUCCUUAUUAACAUGCCUUGUCACGGCAAAUUUGCAUAAAAUCAGAUGUGCUGUCAUAUUGGUGUAUUAUCUUUGAUAUUAUUUUUUCCUUUUUUCCUUUUAAUAUACGCUCACAAUAUAUUUUAAUACAAAAGUACUGCAAUAUUGUCACUUAUAAACAAAUGUACUGUAAUAUAAAUUGUGAAUAUCACUAAUUGAUUAAUUAUCUUCGUAUGUUUGCACAUUGUGGUUUGACUUGCAUUUUCAGAAGUUUGAAAUUGGUCAAAUUAAAACCAUACUUUGAGCAUUAAAUUACUUGCGUAUUGUGCCUAUGGGCAAUUCAAACCACUCUGUUUUACAUUUUUAUUAUGAGACUCAGUGCUGUACGAAUUGCUUGUUAUUUGAAGCUUAAUUUUUUAUUAACGAAUUUCAUACAUGAAGAAGACUGAGUUUAGAGGUGUCUAGGACAUUAGAAUCCGGCCACAUGGUUUAUUUUUGUUCCAAGUAGAAAAACGUAUCUGCAUACCAAUAACCAGUGCAUUCCAUCGUGCUGAAUCAAAACAUAUUUUGCUAUAGUUGGAUCACUAAUAUUAAAAAAGAAAAACAAACCUGACGUUCAUGAGUAAAAAUCAUCUUUUUUCAUAAUAAGAAAUGGAGGUAAUCUAGAUCUUAUUACUGAACACAGAUAAAAUAUUUGGUGUAUAGAUGCUGAUCUGGUAUGUUGUAUAUACAGGGUGUUCGGGUUUAUGUUUGGGAAAAAUUAAAUUAAAAAAUGCUGUCAGAAGUCCAAUUCCAAAGGUGUUGAGUGCUGGAGCAUUCAUAAAUUGACCUUCUUCGACCUCCAAAAAUUAGAUUGUUAUGCUGAAUAUUAUAAUUAUACCCAUUAAUUUCAUGAUUUGUCGAAGACUUAUUUGUAAGGAUACAAGGUGCUCCAGGACAGUUUUUUUGAACGGUUAUUUUGAACUACUUUUAUAUUUGUUAUCCAUUGUCUUUCAACAACAUUUCUUAAAUUUCAUUCCCUACACCUAAUAUCAAUACACCAUGUAUGUAUGUAUAAUGUCCUAGAAUAUCCCGCACGGAUAUAACCAAAAUAAAAAAUGACAUUCCCAGUGCUUUUAUUAACUGGUUUAUUGGAUAUACUGAGUUUUUGUACCAUUUUUUUACUUGUUGUAAGUGUUGUUGAGGGGAUGUUCCAAUAUCUCCAGUUGGGCUUAUAAUUCACUUAUACAGGGAGAUUCAAUGUGUUGCCUGAUUUUAAAACUAUUCUGCAAGUCUAUUGAUUCACUAGCCUGAGGGAGUCGCAUAAACUCAUUCAAGGUAUUUACCUAGUCGUUAUUUAAGCACAUUUUGAAAAUACCUAUUGACCAUGACAAGAUUUUAUAACAAACCGAAAAAAAUGACGUAUAACAGAUUUUGGGACUGAAAAUCUUAUAAGUGGAUGUGUUAUUAAUUUGCUCUAAGGGUGUAAAUUAUAUUAAUUAUAUGAACAUUUUUGGUCAAUUGAGAACAUGCUAUUUACUGUUGUUUAUUUAUGUGUAUAAUUUCAUUAAUCAGUGUUUACUUGGAAGUAUUGUGUAUAAUGCUAUGAUAUAUCAAAGCCUAAGAAACAAAUGUCUUAAUUACACCUAUUUGCUAAAAUAUGUUGAAUAUGUUUUUAACCUGUAUUGCAAUAGUUAUACAUAAGCUUUAAUUUUUGGCCCAAAAAUGAACGGUAUUUUCAGGAGUAUUGUGUGCGACUGUAAAAUUGUGAUGACUGUAUGUGAAUUUUUGUCACCAAGUUCUUUUGUAAAUGCUGACACAUGUGCGUUAUCCCUUUGCUUUUCAUACAGUAAAGUUAUUCUUCCCUUGUUAAAUUGGUAUCACCGAUAGUGCAUGCAUAAAAACGUUUUUUGAGAACCUAGAAUAUAUCACAGAUUCCACAAUAUAUUAUUGACGGAAAAGCUUCUAGUUCCGCUUGGAUGCAUGCGCUAAAGCAAAGGCGCAACUGCGCAUAAAUAUUUACAUUCCUUUAGUAUGCAGUAGGUGAUGAGUAAUGCCAUUGAUAUCGUAUUCCACCUGAAAAUAGCUAACCUAAUGCCGUAUUUACGUGUCCGAAGAAUUAUCCGAAAUGUCCUGGGAAUUUGUCACAGCUAUGUCUCUCUCAUUCGGAAAGGUUACUUUCUCGUAGAUAGCGUUGUAGCCAGCUACAUAUUAGCAUAUAGCUACAGCGCCUUUUCAAAGUAGAUCUAGAUUAUUGCGGAGAGGAGAGAAAAAAAAUUCAGUUCAUCUCGGAUAAUUUUUCUGACGGACGAAUAUGGCAUUAGGUUAUCUAUCUUUAGGUACAGCACAUUAAUCAAUGGUCAUGCUUAUUAUGUCGACUAAGCCUUGUUGGCGAAUAAAUGUGUAGCAUAAGUUACAACUUUGUGUAAAGGAAAAUGGUGGUACUUAUUUAUUGCACAUGGUUUGUAUUUAAAAUGUAUAUUGAAUAAUGAUAUUUACAGAGUUUAAAAUAUUUUUAUCGUAUAUGUAUUGUAAUUUAAAUUCAAAUGCAUGUCCUUAAGCAACAACAAAAAAUAGAUCUGAUUCACCCUGUACUAUUUAAAGGCUAGUUAUCUAAGGAAGUUGAUACAUGAAUAAUUUAUUUAUUAUACGCUGGUAGUUAUUGAUUGGCAAUUUUAAAGUCACUUUUUUUAUUUAUAUUAACUAUAUUGAAAUAAAUUAUUUACACAAAA
Messenger RNA from Acanthoscelides obtectus, 5460 nucleotides. NCBI's taxonomy places the organism in Eukaryota, Metazoa, Arthropoda, Insecta, Coleoptera, Chrysomelidae. The record is from the annotation of a GenBank genome assembly.